UAUCUGACAACAGUACUGCUACAUGUUUUUAUCCUCAGGUUCUUUUGCUGAUACUUUCUCCAUCACUGAAACCAGUUUGAAGGAAUUGACUAAAUCACUGAAUGCAGUGUUUAAUCAGUAUGUGAUUGUUUCCCGGGAAGAACUGAAGUCUCAAAAACGUGAGGCUCUGUAUGUAGUGGAAUGUAUACGUAAAAAUAUAGAAUCAAACGUACAGAUCUAUCCAGUUGGAAGUUGUAGAACAAAUCUCCAUGUAAGAGGGCGCUAUGAUUUUGACUUUCAGCUGCGACAUCUUGAUCAGUUGUUAUAUAACCUGGAAAUGGAUGAAUUUCAAGUGACUUGUAAUAAGAAUAGCAUACAGUUUAGGAAGAGCGUAUUUGAUGUAUGUAAGAGUUCUGUUGAAGAAUUAGAUAUGUUGCCAGGAAAACAUAUAGAAGCUAAAGAAGGUGUUAAGGCCAUGCAGAUAAGAAUCACCAACAACCAUACUAAUGCUAAAAUAAAAAUUGAUGUAGUGCCAGCUAUUGACGUGUCCAAUUCACAAGUUGUGUUGAAUAAACUGAAAAAAAUGCCAUUAGUGGUAAAGCAACUGGAGCUGUGUCAUAGUAACCUUGACCACCUAAGCAUAAGAAAGGUUCCUAUUGCUCAUAUCUUACCCAACGAAGAAAGGAAUGUUUGGGAACUUGACCUGACUCCACUUUGCAAACAUGUCUUGAGUCGUCUUUUUCAAAAUAAAAAGGCCAUCCGUAUACUUAAAUCACUCAGAGAUAAGAUGGAGUGGUACAAAAGUGGGUUUUAUAGCUCACACAUAUUUACUGUUAUUCUGCUCAGCUUAGAUUUAGAUCCUGAUAGCUCACUGGGCAGAAUCUUUGUCGAAGCUUUAUUGAAGCUGUAUAAAGCUUUGGAAAAAGGAUAUCUGCCAGAUAUAUUUCAUCCACAUAAAAACCACUUUGAACAAGUGACAACGGAGGACCGUGAAAGUAUCUUGGAAGAUAUGUUAGAAAAAUUUUAGAAUGCAUUAAAGAUGAUGCAAGAUGCAUUCUGAACUACUUUCAAAGUAAAUAAUGUAGAUUUUUGAAAGUGGCAGGAAAGUGAACUUGUUACCUUAAUUCGAUCUUAAUUUCAUGUUUUGCAAAUUUGUGUAUUAUUAUAUAUAUACAUAAAACUAAAGCCGUUCAAACUUACUUGAUUUGAUGCUAUGAAA
Messenger RNA from Limulus polyphemus (Atlantic horseshoe crab), 1198 nucleotides. RefSeq lists its product as uncharacterized. The record is from RefSeq and is a predicted model, not a curated record. The transcript is spliced from 3 exons. Lineage: Eukaryota; Metazoa; Arthropoda; Merostomata; Xiphosura; Limulidae. The coding region runs from base 23 to 1006 and encodes 327 amino acids.